This is a messenger RNA of Neurospora tetraspora, 753 nucleotides long. RefSeq lists its product as uncharacterized. The record is from RefSeq and is a predicted model, not a curated record. Bases 133 to 663 code for a protein of 176 amino acids. Lineage: Eukaryota; Fungi; Ascomycota; Sordariomycetes; Sordariales; Sordariaceae. The transcript has a single exon.
UCAUUUCUCAGCUCCGGAGUUGUCCCUUCGGGAACAUAGGCAGCCAUAUAUGGCAUGCGUCGUCGUGCAUGGAACGGUACGGCAUGGACGGGGGUGGUCCCCGAACCCCUGAAAAUGCGCUAAUGUCUGCUAAUGCCAGGGGGGAAAUGGUGGACAUGGAUCCGCUGCCAUGCACUUUCUGCACGUCUGCACGCGACAAACUGCAGCAGCUCGCCAACCCGCUGGUCCCGGAAGGGCGGAAGUGGCCCGGGGGCGACAACAAGGUUGAACCUUUUCGCGGAGGUCACACGGCGGCAAGAUGCCUCCUUUUUUGUCCAAUUCCAAUCUCUAGCGGCCUUCCAGAAGCAUCCGAACAUGUACGAACGCAGUCGGCGAUAUGCGAUUUUUCACCAUUGCUCCAUGCCGAUUUCCACCCUUUUCACAAACGGCCACAUGGGAGCAAAAAGGAUGGACAUGACACGCAGGACAGGCAGUACCGUCAACACUGUAUGCGCGCAACAAAAGCUGGUGGCCGGUAAUACAAAGCGGCAGCUACAGAGCGCUAGACCAGGGGCAACAGGGCCGGGCCCCAUGUGGAAUCCCCCGAAAGGGGUUCGUCCAAGGGCGAAUUUCCUGAUCUCAAUACACGUACAGUACACCCGCCUCCUCCAUUUUCAACAAUGACAGCGUCAGCGACAUAAACCUCAGCAUUAAUACCAACAAUAUGCCAUCCUGACUCAGCGAAGAGGCUAUUUGCAGGCUAUGCCCCGAGCU